Molecule: messenger RNA, 14896 nt
Organism: Athalia rosae (coleseed sawfly)
Lineage: Eukaryota; Metazoa; Arthropoda; Insecta; Hymenoptera; Athaliidae
Gene: Dhc64C
Product: dynein heavy chain, cytoplasmic
Exons: 23
Coding region: 274-14265 (4663 amino acids)
Biological process (GO): microtubule-based movement
Cellular component (GO): dynein complex
Molecular function (GO): ATP hydrolysis activity; dynein light intermediate chain binding; ATP binding
Source: RefSeq, a predicted model, not a curated record
UUUCGUUCUCCUAUGGAUCAGGCACCUUAUAUCUUGUUUCAGGUAUUCGUCGAUCAAUUUGAAAAUUUGAUUUCAUGGUCGGUUGGACCAAGUACAAGCGCACUCCACUUCCGCUAUGAUUGCUCCCCUGCUCCACUCAUCGUCGGAACCCUACCGCUAGAGGGACUGAGCGGCGAGAAGAAGCAGUGGGUCGUCGGUGGUCUGAUUGCGAUGUCAGGUUAAAAGGUUUGAAUAGUGAAAUUGUAAUAAUUAUUAGAAAAUACGCCAAAAAAGAUGGGCGAUUCUCUGGACGGUUCGGGAGAUCCAUCUCCGGAGUCCCAGAACGUCGCUAUAGUUGAUUAUGCGUCUUUUGCGAACUAUUUGCGCAAAGCGGUCACUAUUUUGCUACCCGACGAAGAUAUCGCUCCGCCCGCUCUCACCAUCGCUUUAGAAGAUAAAAAUCAUCAAGAAUGCGUGAGGAAGUUCCUCAGCGAUUCCCAGGUUUGGUCUCUUUACAUCCAGAGGAGUUCAAGCAAAGAGGAAGAUGGAGGUGAAGGUGAUGAGGAAAGGGAAAAUGUGGUCUAUUAUAUUUCCAAUGAGAUUUAUUUUGUCAAUCCAAAAAUGGCUUCCCUUGUCUUGACAAAACGAGGAUCCAUCGUUGAGGCGGAUAAAUCAAUUCAUUCCCAGCUGCGAUUGGUUACAUUUUCCGACGGACCACCCUACGAGACUCUACAUGCAAUGAGUAAAACUAUGGCUCCUUAUUUUAAGAGCUACGUACAAGGAACCGGUAGAGCAGAUAGAGAUGGCGACAAAAUGGCACCAUCUGUAGAAAAAAAAAUAGCUGAACUUGAAAUGGGGUUGUUACAUUUACAACAAAACAUAGAUAUUCCAGAAAUUUCUUUACCUGUACACCCUAUAGUCUCAUUGAUAAUAAAACAAUGCGCCGAAGAAAAUCGCAAGCCCAAAGUUGCCGACUUUGGUGAAAAGGUUGAAGAUUCUACUUUCCUAAAUCAAUUACAAAACGGCGUUAACCGAUGGAUCAAGGAAAUCCAAAAGGUAACAAAGCUCAACAGAGAUCCGGAGUCUGGUACUGCACUCCAGGAAAUUUCAUUCUGGCUAAAUUUAGAAAGAGCAUUGCAUCGAAUUCAAGAAAAACGAGAAAGUAUUGAAAUAUCGCUUACUUUGGAUAUUCUUAAACAUGGAAAACGAUUCCAUGCUACGGUCAGCUUUGAUACGGACACUGGUUUGAAGCAGGCCUUAGCUACGGUGAAUGACUACAAUCCUUUAAUGAAAGAUUUUCCCAUAAAUGAUUUACUGUCUGCCACGGAACUGGAGAGGAUAAAAGUGGCAGUUCAGCAAAUUUUUAUGCAUCUCAGGAAAAUCAGGAGCACCAAAUACCCUACGCAACGAGUUCUACGACUGGUUGAAGCAAUCUCCAGAGAUUUAGGCCAGCAGCUUCUCAAGGUACUCGGAACUCGAAGACUGAUGCAUAUUCCGUUCGACGAGUUUGAAAAAGUCAUGGGCCAGUGCUUCGAAGUAUUUACAUCGUGGGAUGACGAAUAUGACAAACUAACUGGAUUGCUCCGGGAUAUUGUGAAAAAGAAACGUGAAGAACAUUUCAAAAUGGUAUGGCGGGUUUCACCGGCGCAUAAGAAGCUUCAGUCCCGUAUGGAGCACAUGAGAAGAUUCAGGCGACAGCACGAGCAACUCAGGACUGUUAUAGUUCGUGUACUCAGACCAACGGUUCGCCAAAGCAACGCCAAUGCUAGUAUAGAAAACACCGACAAUGACAAUGCCAAAGUAGAGUUCGCGUUGGAUGCUGCCGACGCAAACGCGAUUGGAGAAGUUAACCUGGCUUAUGAGAACGUGAAGGAAGUCGACUGUCUCGACAUAAGUAAAGAAGGUCUGGAAUCCUGGGAGGCUGCUGUUCACAGAUAUGAAGAGAGAAUCGAAAGAGUUGAAGCUCGGAUCACCGCACAUCUCAGAGAUCAAUUGGGAACGGCCAAAAAUGCGAACGAGAUGUUCAGAAUAUUCUCUCGUUUCAAUGCCUUAUUCGUCAGGCCUCACAUACGCGGAGCUAUUAGAGAAUAUCAAACACAGCUGAUUCAGAGGGUCAAAGAUGACAUCGAAGCUCUUCAUGAAAAAUUCAAAGUUCAGUAUUCCCAGAGUAAGUGCUGUCGAAUGAGUAUGGUGAGAGAUCUGCCACCCGUUGCAGGUUCGAUUAUUUGGGUGAAACAAAUCGAUUACCAAUUAACAAUGUAUUUGAAACGUGUCGAAGACGUGUUGGGAAAGGGUUGGGAAAACCAUAUCGAAGGACAGAAGCUCAAGGCUGAUGGCGACAGUUUUCGUAUGAAACUAUCAACGCAAGAUAUCUUCGACGAUUGGGCCCGUAAAGUACAGCAACGAAACAUCGGAGUUACCGGACGUAUAUUCACAAUUGAUAGCGUUCGUUCUCGUUCUGGACGUGGGAACGUUCUUAAGCUGAAAGUCAAUUUCCUGCCUGAAAUAAUAACGCUUGCAAAAGAAGUUAGGAAUUUGAAAAAUCUUGGAUUCCGAGUACCUCUAGCGAUUGUAAACAAAGCGCAUCAAGCCAACCAGCUUUAUCCGUUCGCGAUAAAUCUGAUCGAAAGCAUCAGAACCUACGAGAGAACCCUGGAAAAGCUUACCAAUCGGAGUCCUCACUGUCCCACACUGAAGAUAGAAGACAAGGCCAGCAUUAUACCGUUGGUUGCAGGCAUGCGAAAAGAUGUCUUAUCCCUAAUCUCUGAGGGCAUUGCCUUAGUUUGGGAAAGCUACAAGUUGGAUCCCUACAUCCAACGUCUUUCCGAAGUUGUAGUUUCGUUCCAAGAAAAAGUGGAGGAUCUAUUAGUCGUAGAAGAACAAUUAGAUGUAGAUGUACGAUCUUUGGAAACUUGUCCAUACUCGGCGAACACCUUUGCAGACAUUCUGUCCAAGAUCCAAAAAUCAGUCGAUGAAUUGUCACUGAAGAACUUCUCAAACUUGCAUAUUUGGGUAGCUAGACUCGAUGAGGAGGUUGAGAAAAAUUUGGCUGCAAGGUUGGAAGCUGGUAUCAAAGCAUGGACCGAUACUUUAAUGGGGCAAAAGAAAGAAGUAGAUUUGAGCAUGGACACAGAUGCGCCCGUACAACCGACGCACAAGCCGGGUGGGGAUCCUAAAAUACAAAACCAAAUUCACGAAGUCAGGAUCACCAAUCAAACAAUGUAUUUAUAUCCGAGCAUCGAGGAUGCGAGAUUCCAAAUAAUGCAGCAACUUUUUGCAUGGCAAGCUAUCGUUACGUCACAAGUAAGACUUCAGAGUUCCAGAUAUCAAGUUGGUCUCGAUAAACCUGAGUCGGGAACUUACAGAAAUUUGCUUACCAAACUACCAGGAGGUAAAGUACCCUUAGAGGCUGCCUACGAGGCUGUCGAGGUUAAAAUGAAGGACAUUGUAAACUACGUCGAUCAAUGGUUAAGAUAUCAAUCGCUCUGGGAUUUGCAGCCCGACAAUUUGUACGGAAAACUUGGAGACGAUAUUAAUUUAUGGAUGAAAUGUUUGAACGACAUCAAGAAAACGAGAACAACCUUCGAUACCUCGGAUACCCGCCGAGAAUUUGGCCCCGUAAUCAUCGAUUUUGCCAAAGUACAGAGCAAGGUAUCGCUGAAAUAUGAUUCCUGGCAUAAAGAGACUUUGGGUAAAUUCGGAUCACUUCUUGGAAGUGAAAUGUCCAGUUUCCACGCUCAGAUAUCUAAGUCUAGGGGUGAUUUGGAACAGCAAUCAAUCGAAGCUGCCAGCACCUCAGAUGCAGUUGGAUUUAUUACAUACGUACAGUCUCUCAAACGUAACAUGAAGGUAUGGGAAAAACAAGUAGACGUCUACAGGGAAGGUCAGAGAAUAUUGGAACGACAAAGAUUCCAGUUUCCGAGCACUUGGUUACACGCGGAUAACAUAGAAGGAGAAUGGGGAGCAUUCAAUGAGAUAAUCAAGCGUAAGGAUAACAGUAUUCAAACUCAAGUUGCUUCGCUGCAAAUGAAGAUCGUUGCCGAAGACAAAGCAGUUGAAACCAGGACGACGGAUUACCUGGGAGAUUGGGAGAGAGGAAAACCAGUCGAGGGACACUUGCGGCCCGACGAAGCACUUCAGCAUUUACAACUGUUCGAAAGCAAAUUUACAAGACUGAAAGAAGAGAGGGACAAUGUCGCUAAGGCUAAAGAAGCUCUUGAGUUGCAAGAACCGGGUGGUGUUUCGACCAGUGAAGAUAGAAUGCAGGUUGUGUUUGAAGAAUUGCAAGAUCUGAAAGGUGUUUGGUCAGAAUUAUCCCGUAUCUGGUCUCAGAUCGACGAAACCCGUGAGAAACCAUGGUUAUCGGUACAACCGAGAAAAUUGCGUCAACAACUGGAUACGAUGAUGGCUCAGUUGAAGGAACUACCUGCCCGACUGAGACAAUAUUCUUCGUACGAGUAUGUCAAAAAAAUGCUGCAGAGUUAUACAAAGGUGAAUAUGUUGAUCGUUGAACUAAAGUCCGAUGCCCUAAAAGAGAGACAUUGGAAGCAACUGACUAAGCAGCUGAGAGUUAACUGGGUAUUAAGUGACCUUACUCUCGGUCAAGUCUGGGAUGUAAAUCUACAAAAGAAUGAAAGUAUCGUUAAGGACGUUAUACUGGUUGCACAAGGAGAAAUGGCUCUCGAAGAAUUUUUGAAACAGGUACGCGAGUCUUGGCAGACUUACGAACUAGAUCUGAUCAACUACCAGAAUAAAUGUAGACUGAUUCGUGGUUGGGAUGAUCUUUUCAACAAAGUCAAAGAACACAUCAAUUCCGUGGCUGCUAUGAAAUUAUCACCUUAUUACAAAGUCUUUGAGGAAGAAGCUCUGACUUGGGAAGAAAAAUUGAACCGAAUAAACGCACUUUUCGAUGUAUGGAUCGAUGUUCAACGCCGCUGGGUCUAUUUGGAAGGCAUAUUUUCAUGCAGUGCGGACAUAAAGACCCUACUUCCGGUCGAAACCUCCCGUUUCCAAAGCAUUAGCUCAGAGUUUCUCGGACUGAUGAAGAAGGUAUCAAAAUCGCCUAUGGUAAUGGAUGUUCUAAACAUCCCUGGUGUACAGCGAGCACUUGAACGUCUUGCCGAUCUUCUGGGAAAAAUUCAGAAGGCUCUCGGAGAGUAUCUGGAAAGAGAAAGAACUUCAUUCCCAAGAUUCUACUUUGUUGGAGAUGAAGAUUUGCUAGAGAUUAUUGGCAACAGUAAGAACGUUGCCAGACUUCAAAAGCACUUCAAGAAAAUGUUUGCUGGAGUAGCAGCGAUCCUAUUGAACGAAGAUAAUACUGUUAUAACUGGAAUAGCAUCGCGCGAAGGUGAAGAAGUAACGUUCAACGAGCCAGUAUCGACGAUAGAUCAUCCAAAAAUCAACGAAUGGUUGACUCUGGUUGAAAAGGAAAUGAGGGUAACUUUGGCCUCAAGUUUAAUGAAGGCGGUACAAGACAUCAAGCAGUUUAAAGAUGGCAAUAUCAACGCAGAGGCAUUUAUGACUUGGUGCGACAAAUACCAGGCUCAGAUAAUCGUUCUCGCUGCUCAAAUCCUCUGGUCCGAAGAUGUAGAAGCUGCUUUACACGAGGCCCAAUCUCACCCUAGCAAAAAUCCAUUGGAAAGAGUUCUGGCUCAGGUCGAAGGAACUCUGAACGUUCUCGCAGAUUCUGUGCUCCAGGAGCAGCCGCCUUUAAGAAGGAAGAAACUUGAGCAUUUGAUUAAUGAAUUUGUGCACAAGCGUACAGUGACUAGAAGACUUCUCGCUAACAAAGUUUCGAACCCAAAAGCUUUCGAAUGGCUCUGCGAAAUGCGGUUCUACUUUGAUCCAAGGCAAACAGAAGUCCUGCAACAGCUCACCAUCCACAUGGCGAACGCUAAAUUUUUCUACGGUUUCGAAUACCUCGGUGUUCAAGACAGACUCGUUCAGACACCACUCACGGACAGAUGUUAUCUCACGAUGACUCAAGCCUUGGAAGCUAGACUCGGAGGAUCUCCGUUCGGACCUGCAGGUACUGGAAAAACGGAGUCCGUUAAGGCUUUGGGACAUCAACUAGGAAGAUUCGUUCUGGUAUUCAACUGUGACGAAACAUUCGACUUCCAGGCUAUGGGUCGUAUUUUCGUGGGUCUAUGUCAGGUCGGAGCAUGGGGAUGUUUUGACGAAUUCAAUCGUCUCGAAGAACGCAUGUUAUCAGCAGUAUCCCAACAAGUACAGACCAUCCAAGAGGCACUGAAAAGUCAAAUGGAAGGUCAAAAGGGAGGAACUCUCUGCGUAGAACUCGUUGGGAAGCAAGUUAAAGUGUCCACGGAUAUGGCGAUCUUCAUUACUAUGAAUCCUGGAUACGCAGGACGUUCAAAUCUACCAGAUAAUUUGAAGAAACUCUUCAGAUCGCUCGCCAUGACAACACCGGACAGACAAUUAAUUGCCGAGGUCAUGUUGUUCAGUCAAGGCUUCAGAUCGGCCGAAAAACUAGCAUGUAAAAUUGUCCCGUUCUUCAAACUUUGCGACGAACAGUUGUCCAAUCAAUCUCACUACGAUUUUGGACUCAGGGCUCUGAAAUCUGUACUGAUAUCAGCGGGUAACGUUAAACGUGAUAGAAUCCAACGGAUAAAAGAAAAUAUGCAAAACCGCGGAGAUUCUGACAUAGACGAAGCGUCGAUUGCUGAAAAUUUGCCGGAACAAGAGAUUCUCAUUCAGUCAGUAUGUGAAACGAUGGUGCCUAAGCUAGUCGCUGAAGAUAUUCCGCUAUUGUUCAGUUUAUUGAACGACGUAUUCCCUAAUGUAAACUACACUCGAGCUGAAAUGAAAGGAUUGAAAGAUGAAAUUCGCAAAGUUUGCGCUGAGGAAUAUCUCGUCUGUGGAGAAGGAGAUGAACAAAGCGGAGCCUGGCAAGAGAAGGGGAUGGUCGGUGAGACCUGGGUUGCUAAGGUUCUACAACUUUACCAAAUCUGUAACCUGAAUCAUGGCUUAAUGAUGGUCGGUCCAAGUGGAUCCGGGAAGACAAUGGCCUGGAAAGUUUUACUGAAGGCUUUAGAAAGGUUCGAGGGAGUAGAAGGCGUCGCUCAUGUUAUUGAUCCAAAGGCGAUCAGCAAAGAGACACUUUACGGAGUCUUAGAUCCCAACACUCGCGAAUGGACAGAUGGUCUCUUCACGCAUAUCCUGAGAAAAAUCAUCGACAAUGUCAGAGGAGAGAUCAAUAAGAGGCAAUGGAUAAUUUUUGACGGUGACGUAGACCCGGAGUGGGUGGAAAACUUGAACUCUGUUCUCGAUGACAAUAAACUUCUCACUCUUCCGAACGGAGAACGUUUAAGCCUUCCUCCGAAUGUGAGAGUAAUGUUCGAAGUGCAAGAUUUAAAAUACGCUACACUCGCAACAGUUUCUCGUUGUGGAAUGGUUUGGUUCUCGGAAGAUGUUUUGUCAACCGAAAUGAUAUUCGAAAAUUACAUGCUCCGACUGAAAAAUAUACCCUUGGAAGAUGGGGAGGAGGAAAAUCCGGGAAAAAAAUCUUCGGACAAAGAGGAUACCAUAUCUCCGGCGCUAUCUGUUCAGCGUGAAGUUGCCUCUAUUCUUCAAAGUUAUUUCGCUCCGGAUGGUUUGGUCGUUAGGUGCCUCGAGUACGCAAUGAAACAAGAGCACAUAAUGGAUUUCACGAGACUACGCGCUCUGUCUUCACUUUUCUCCAUGCUAAAUCAAUCCGUGCGUAAUGUGCUGCAAUACAAUCAUGCCCAUAUGGACUUUCCAUUGCCGAGCGAACAAUUGGAAAGAUACAUGCCCAAGUGUUUAGUUUACGCUCUUCUCUGGAGCUUCGCCGGAGAUGCCAAACUCAAAGUUAGAUCAGAUUUGGGAGACUUCAUCAGGUCUGUCACUACUGUGCCGCUACCGGCACAAUCCAAUACGCCGAUUAUUGAUUUCGAAGUCAAUAUCAACGGAGAAUGGUUACCGUGGAGCAAUAAGGUGCCUCAAAUCGAAGUCGAAACUCACAAGGUGGCUAGUCCUGAUAUCGUCGUUCCCACCCUUGACACCGUCAGACACGAGAGUCUACUCUACACUUGGCUGGCCGAGCACAAACCACUGGUGCUAUGUGGUCCACCUGGUUCGGGCAAGACCAUGACACUCUUUUCCGCGCUCCGAGCUCUGCCAGACAUGGAAGUAGUUGGUCUCAAUUUUUCAUCGGCAACCACCCCAGAAUUGUUGUUAAAAACAUUCGACCAUUAUUGCGAGUACCGCAAGACCCCGAAUGGCGUGAUACUUUCCCCCGUGCAACUUGGCAAGUGGCUGGUACUUUUCUGCGACGAAAUCAAUUUACCGGAUAUGGACAAUUACGGAACUCAAAGAGUCAUCUCAUUCUUAAGACAACUUGUCGAACACAGAGGAUUCUACAGAACCAGCGAUCAGGCUUGGGUCGCAUUGGAACGCAUACAAUUCGUUGGCGCUUGUAAUCCUCCUACAGAUCCUGGCAGGAAACCGCUGAGUCAUAGAUUCCUGCGACACGUUCCUGUGAUCUACGUUGAUUAUCCGGGAGAAACAUCGCUCAAACAAAUUUAUGGAACAUUCACUCGUGCCAUGCUUAGAUUGACUCCGUCUCUACGAGGUUACGCCGAACCUCUGACUAACGCUAUGGUAGAAUUCUACCUGGUUUCGCAAGAAAAGUUCACGCAGGAUAUGCAGCCUCAUUACGUUUAUUCUCCUCGAGAAAUGACACGCUGGGUUCGUGGCAUCUGCGAAGCGAUACGACCACUCGACAGCCUUUCGGUCGAGGGUCUUGUUCGACUUUGGGCACACGAAGCUCUGAGACUGUUCCAAGAUAGAUUGGUAGAAGAUGCGGAACGUGCUUGGACGAAUAAGAACAUCGAUAUUGUCGGCCUCAAACAUUUCCCAGGAAUCGAUCGGGAAAAAGCUUUGGCUAGGCCAAUUCUGUACAGUAAUUGGUUAUCCAAGGAUUACGUACCGGUUAACAGGCAGGAAUUGAGAGAUUACGUUAGGGCAAGACUGAAAGUGUUCUAUGAAGAAGAAUUGGACGUGCCAUUGGUUCUCUUCGAUGAAGUUUUAGAUCAUGUUCUUAGGAUCGACAGAAUAUUCAGACAGCCCCAAGGACAUCUUCUAUUGAUCGGUGUUUCCGGUGCUGGAAAAACUACUUUAUCUAGAUUUGUAGCUUGGAUGAACGGUCUUUCAAUUUUCCAAAUAAAGGUGCAUAACAAAUACACCGGCGAGGACUUUGACGAGGAUUUACGUCAAGUAUUGAGACGAUCCGGUUGUAAGGAUGAAAAAAUCGCCUUCAUUUUGGACGAAUCUAACGUCCUAGAUUCCGGAUUUUUAGAACGCAUGAACACUCUGCUCGCGAACGGUGAAGUACCUGGCCUGUUCGAGGGUGACGAAUACACCACAUUGAUGACGCAGUGCAAAGAGGGUGCUCAAAGAGAAGGACUGAUGCUCGAUUCAAACGAAGAGCUGUACAAAUGGUUCACCGGACAAGUGAUGAGAAAUCUCCACGUCGUCUUUACGAUGAAUCCCAGCACCGACGGUCUUAAAGAUCGUGCUGCUACGUCGCCUGCGCUUUUCAACAGGUGCGUUUUGAAUUGGUUUGGAGAUUGGUCCGACAACGCGUUGUUCCAAGUCGGAAAGGAGUUCACGAAUCGCGUCGACCUUGAAAGACCGACCUGGAGAUCGCCCGACUUUUUCCCUUCGACAUGCCUACUUAUUCCGGCCCAACCGGGACAUCGCGAUGCCGUCGUAAACGCCUUUGUAUACGUUCAUCAAACUCUACACAAGGCUAAUGCCAGACUGGCGAAACGAGGCGGGAGGACGAUGGCGAUAACUCCUAGACAUUAUCUAGACUUCAUACAUCACUUCGUUAAACUUUAUCAAGAGAAGCGCAGCGAUUUGGAGGAACAACAGUUGCACUUGAACGUCGGUUUGGGUAAAAUUGCAGAGACUGUGGAACAAGUUGAGGAAAUGCAGAAGAGUUUAGCCGUGAAAUCUCAGGAGUUGCAAGCGAAAAAUGAGGCUGCCAACGCUAAGUUGAAACAAAUGGUGAAAGAUCAACAAGAAGCGGAAAAGAAAAAGGUCCAGAGUCAAGAGAUCCAACAACAACUUGCUAUCCAAACAGUAGCCAUCAAUCAGAAGAGGGACGACGUUAUGGCUGAUCUUGCUCAAGUCGAACCUGCUGUCAUCGACGCACAGAACGCGGUGAAAUCGAUAAAGAAACAGCACUUGGUGGAGGUUCGCUCAAUGGCGAACCCACCAGCGAUCGUCAAGGUUGCGCUGGAGUCUAUCUGCCUGUUGCUCGGCGAAAAUGCCAGCGACUGGAAAUCUAUCCGCGCGGUCAUCAUGAGAGACAAUUUUAUCAAUACCAUUGUCUCUAAUUUCAGUACUGAGGAUAUUACCGAUGAUGUUCGAGAAAAAAUGAAAAGCCGUUACUUGAGCAAUCCGGAUUAUAACUUUGAAAAAGUAAAUCGUGCCAGUAUGGCUUGCGGUCCAAUGGUAAAAUGGGCCAUUGCACAGAUCGAAUAUGCAGAUAUGUUGAAACGAGUUGAACCUCUACGCGAAGAACUUCAUUCUCUGGAACGUCAAGCGGAGACGAAUAAAUCCAAGGGUGAAGAAGUUAAGGAUCUAAUCGCUCAAUUGGAACAGAGCAUAGCAUCAUACAAAGAAGAAUAUGCCCAACUAAUCUCGCAAGCUCAAGCGAUCAAAGCAGACUUGGAAAAUGUGCAGGGUAAAGUUGAUCGCUCGAUCGCUUUGUUGAAAUCCCUGGUCAUUGAAAGGGAAAGGUGGGAAGCGACUAGCGAAACUUUCAGAAGUCAAAUGUCGACGAUUAUCGGAGAUGUACUUCUGUCGUCAGCCUUCCUGGCCUACGCUGGUUACUUCGAUCAACACUAUCGUCAAAACUUGUUCGCGACUUGGUGUCAACAUUUACAACAGGCUAAUUUACAAUUCCGAGCCGACAUUGCGCGAACGGAAUAUCUCUCGAAUCCAGACGAACGUUUGAGGUGGCAAGCGAACGCUUUGCCUACGGAUGAUUUGUGCACAGAAAAUGCAAUUAUGUUGAAACGCUUCAACAGGUAUCCUCUCAUCAUCGAUCCAUCCGGUCAAGCGACAGAAUUUAUCAUGAACGAGUUCAAGGAUAAGAAAAUAACGAAAACUAGCUUCCUCGACGAUUCGUUCAGGAAGAAUCUUGAAAGUGCUUUAAGAUUCGGUAAUCCCUUGCUGGUUCAAGACGUCGAGAAUUACGAUCCGAUACUCAAUCCCGUUUUAAACAGGGAAUUGCGACGAACUGGAGGGCGUGUAUUGAUCACGCUGGGAGAUCAGGAUAUCGAUCUUUCACCGUCGUUCGUUAUAUUCCUGUCCACGAGAGACCCGACCGUCGAAUUCCCACCCGACAUAUGCUCUCGAGUCACGUUCGUCAACUUUACCGUCACGAGAAGCUCGCUGCAAAGUCAGUGCCUGAAUCAAGUCCUCAAAGCCGAGCGUCCGGACAUCGACGAAAAGAGAUCAGAUCUGCUGAAGCUGCAAGGAGAAUUCCAUCUGAGACUGAGGCAGCUCGAAAAAUCUCUGCUGCAAGCACUCAACGAUGCGAAAGGAAAGAUCCUCGACGACGAUUCGGUGAUAACCACACUCGAAACUCUCAAACAGGAAGCCGCUGACAUCAGUAAGAAGGUCGAAGAGACCGACAAAGUCAUCGGAGAGAUUGAAACAGUCUCGCAACAGUACAUGCCGCUGUCUCAAGCAUGCUCGAACAUGUACUUUACAAUGGAUAGUCUGAAUCAAGUGCACUUCCUGUAUCAGUACUCGCUGAAAAUGUUCUUGGACAUAUUCACCUCCGUACUUUGCCAGAAUCCAAAGUUAUCCGAGGUCUCAGAUUACACCCAAAGAUUGUCGCUCAUCACCAGCGACUUGUUUUCAGUUUGCUACGAACGCGUUGCCAGAGGAAUGCUGCACACGGAUCGACUGACGUUCGCUCUGCUUCUCUGCCGCAUCCAUUUGAAGGGCAUCGCGAACGAAUCCACAUACGACAGCGAGUUCACGUUCUUCCUCAGAGGAAAGGAGGGAGUCCUGAACGUCCGUGGACCUCCGGUGGGCGGUUUGAGCUCCGAGCAACAAGAAGCGAUGAUGCGCCUGACAAUCAGACUGCCCGCUUUCAAAAAACUCGCUGACACCAUAAAGAACAAUCCUGAGUUCGGAACGUGGCUGCAAUCUCCGACUCCGGAAACCUGUGUACCGAAACUCUGGGAGGAAGAAAAACCGCUGUCUCCUAUAGGAACUGCGAUGCACCAGCUCUUAGUCAUCCAGGCGUUCAGACCCGAUCGCGUAAUCGCAGCUGCCUCUCUAGUCGUCACCUCCGCUCUGGGAGAAACCUUCAUGGCAGCUGCCGAAGCUGAGUUGGACUUUGGUUCGGUUGUUGAAAAUCAGCUGAAAUCUAACGUCCCAGCUCUACUGUGCUCCGUUCCCGGAUUCGACGCCUCCAGCAGAGUCGACGAUCUCGCUGCCGAGCAAUCCAAGCAAAUUGCAAGCAUAGCCAUAGGGUCAGCGGAGGGAUUCAAUCAGGCUGAAAGGGCGAUCAACAUGGCCGUCAAAGCCGGCAGAUGGGUCAUACUGAAGAACGUGCACCUCGCUCCCCAGUGGUUGGUCCAAUUGGAGAAGAAGUUGCACAGUCUACAGCCGCACGCCGGAUUCCGAUUGUUCCUGACCAUGGAAAUAAACCCGAAAGUGCCCGUCAAUUUACUGAGAGCAGGUAGAAUAUUCGUCUUCGAACCGCCUCCGGGUAUCAGAGCUAAUUUGUUGCGCACCUUCAGCACCGUACCCGCUUCCCGCAUGAUGAAAGCGCCCAACGAGAGGGCUAGAUUGUACUUCCUCCUCGCCUGGUUCCACGCUAUAGUCCAAGAACGGCUGAGAUAUUCCCCUCUGGGAUGGGCCAAGCAUUACGAGUUCAAUGAAAGCGACCUGAGAGUAGCUUGCGACACCCUGGAUACGUGGAUCGAAGCUACGGCGAUGGGCAGGACGAAUUUACCCCCGGAAAAAGUGCCCUGGGACGCGUUGGUCACGUUGUUGUCUCAGUGCAUCUAUGGGGGAAAAAUUGACAACGAUUUCGACCAGAGACUGCUGGCCUCGUUUCUCGGCAAACUCUUCACGCCCAGGUCGUUCGAAGGAGAUUUUGCGCUGGUUGCAAACGUCGAUGGAGCGCAAGGAAACCAACGCCACAUAACUAUGCCCGAUGGAACAAGACGCGAUCAUUUCUUGAAGUGGAUAGAAUCGCUCGCCGACAGACAGACUCCCUCGUGGCUCGGGCUACCCAACAACGCCGAGAAAGUUCUCCUCACAACUAGGGGGACGGAUUUGGUAUCGAAGCUCCUAAAAAUGCAGCAGCUCGAGGACGAAGACGAGUUGGCUUACUCCAAUGAAGAGUCAUUGGACGCUCCUAGGGAGGCCGAAGGCGAUGGUCGCCCAGCUUGGAUGAGAACUUUGCACAAUUCCGCCUCCACUUGGCUUCAGUUGUUGCCCAAAAAUCUGCCAACCCUGAGACGCACCGUGGAAAAUAUCAAGGAUCCUUUGUACAGAUAUUUCGAAAGAGAAGUCAACAGCGGAGCGAAACUCUUACAGGACGUAAUACACGAUUUGGAGGACGUUGUUCUGAUUUGUCAAGGUGAAAAGAAGCAGACAAACUAUCAUCGCACAAUGUUAUCAGAGCUCGUCAAAGGGAUUUUACCGGCUGGCUGGAGGAGAUACACCGUCCCCAGAGGAUGUACAGUAAUUCAAUGGAUCACAGAUUUCAGUCAUCGAGUGACGCAGCUCCAAGAAGUAUCCAGACUCGUAUCGCAGGGUGGGGCUAAAGAGAUAAAGAGUUUCCCCGUCUGGCUAGGCGGUCUCUUGAACCCUGAAGCUUAUAUAACUGCGACCAGGCAGUGCAUCGCGCAAGCAAACAGUUGGUCGUUGGAGGAGUUACAACUCGACGUUACAAUCGGUGACGGUGAGGCAGUUUCUACAGACGAUUGUUCCUUUGCAGUCACCGGUCUGAAACUACAAGGCGCUCAAUGCAAAGCGAAUCAGUUGGUUUUAACCUCAACCAUAAUGACAGAUUUGCCAGUAACGAUGCUCAGGUGGUUUAGAACUUCUGCGGAAGAACCUGUCAAAGGUAAACUCUCGUUGCCAGUUUAUCUGAACAGCACAAGAACAGAAUUGCUAUUUACUGUCGAUUUGAAUAUAGUAAGUGGACAGGAACAGCAUAGUUUCUACGAGAGAGGUGUAGCUGUACUGACAUCAACCGCGCUAAAUUGAAUCUAUUAACGAUAAAAUUCAAUUUGACGCGAUAGUUUAAUCAUUGAAAGGAACAAAACUACAAAAAAAUUCAAUAAAAUAAGAUAAAACAUAAUUCUGCAUGUGAAAUACUUGAAUACCGUUGAACUGUAAUAAGUUAUUAUUAUUCUGCCUAAUUGAAAUUUUUAAAUAAUUGCAAUAUGUGAACUUGGGCUGUCGGGCUAUGAUUAGUGUUGUUAGUAAGAUUAUUAUUUAUAUCGAUACCGCAGUAACGUAUGAAAAUCCAAUACGAUUGCCUGCACGAUUUUAAACACUGCUGCUGCACUCCGGUAAUAUUCGGGGAUGAUAUUCAUGAUUUAGUUACAUUUUUAGAGCAACAUAGAAAACUUGUAUUUCAUUUAGAAUGAUGCAAUUCUAUGACGUAUCAUUCGGGAUGAUUCAUAUGCACAGUGAAAGAGGGAACACGUACUUUAAUAUAUUGUAAUUUUCCGUUUAUUUUUAAGUUUCUAUAACUGUCAAAAAUCUGUACUCCUAUAAGCUUUAUCUAAUAUUUUAACUUAUGUAAUGUAUGUACUGAGCGUGAGAUAAAGUCGCAUAUAUUACCAUGAUGUAACUCGUACGGCAAAUGAAAUAUAAUAAUCAUUUGAAUCAA